Messenger RNA from Serpula lacrymans var. lacrymans S7.9, 553 nucleotides. RefSeq lists its product as uncharacterized. Lineage: Eukaryota; Fungi; Basidiomycota; Agaricomycetes; Boletales; Serpulaceae. The record is from RefSeq and is a predicted model, not a curated record. The coding region runs from base 58 to 399 and encodes 113 amino acids. The transcript has 4 exons.
GACUUUGAUAUCGUCGGUGUAUUGAGAAAUGAAAAAGAUAAACCCAUUGCUGUCAACAUGAAUGGCAAAAGUACAGAGUUCACCCCUUCGGAGGAGUUUGUGAAGAGAAUUGGGGGCACGGAACCAAUCCUUUGGCGUGUCGAGGGAGACGAUGGCAAAGCCUACAAUUGGAGUAUCAGGAACCACCGGUUAGAACUCGAGCUGUUGCAAAUAAAGGGUUCCCCGAGGCAAAACCCAGUGGCAAUAUAUCAUCGUCCCAAGCGUUACUUUUUCGUUGGCAUGGUCUCACAGUUCGGGCAUAUUGAUAUAGAUUCCUCGACAAUGGGAACACUGGAUUCGCUCAUUGUAUCGUUUUUGAUAAUGGAACGGAAGCGACGCGAUGGGAGCUUCUUGGGGUAACUUCAGUGGAGAAAUUGACUGCGCCAAGUAGUCCUGCUGGUCGGUUUAAGGGAUUGGGGAGCAAUAUUCAACUAGGAGUGGACAUUUGUUAAUAACCCUUUGUUUUCGAAAGUUUCUCCUUCGUAGACUUGAUGGUCCAUUAAGGGACAGUCGC